AUGUUCUUGUCAAAAAGAUGCAAUGGAAGUCCCAAAAAUAUUGAGUUCGAAAAUUACUCUCAAAACAACAGAUCCAGUCCAAUGAAAAAAAUUUUUUGUAAUCAAACCACAGCUUUAUUCAUGAAUACGGUAUCUCAGCUGUUAAUUAUUGAUAUUAUUUUUAUUAUAUUUAAUAUUUAUAUCAACAAAUAUAUAUUAUCUUAUAUUAAUCACAUUUUUAUUUUGGUAAUUAAUUUUGCAAUAACUUAUACUUCUCUAGUAAUUUCACGAAGAUUAGACAUUUAUUCCUCUGAACUUGUUUCAAAUUUUGAGAAAAAAAUAAAUUUAAAUAUAACAGAUGAAAUUUCAAAUUGCGAAUUAUUAAAUCUUGAGAUUCAAUGUUUAGAUUCCUUUCGCUUAAUAAAAAAUGGUAUAAUUUCUAUUGUUUGUUUAUUGUUUUAUCCUAUUAGAUUUGGUAUAUUUGGGUAUAUUUUUUUUAACAAUAACUGGAAAAUAUUUUUAUUUGUGAGUAAAGUCAUCGAAUUAUUAAUUUUCACUGCGAUUUUCGAAUUUUUGAGAAUUAAAUUAUUAAUUAUUCCAGAGCAAAAGUCAAUUUUAAUAAAUAUUAGUAAUUACUUUGAUAAUUUAAAAACAUUAUUAUUAUUAAGAAAUCAUCGAGAAAAUUACUUAAAUUCAUCAAAGACUAUUAAUUUUAAAAAGAAAUUAUUAAACUACAUACUUGCAAUAUUUCAAAGCAUAUAUAUUAUAUACUUUGUUUUUGGAAUACUGCAAUGCCUCAAUGAAAAUUCACAUAAAUUUGAAUUCUCCCAAAUAUAUGUUUUCAAUUAUUGGUUCGCAAUUUAUCUAAUUUAUUCCGUAAAGUACAUUAAUUCCUGUAUCCUUUUAGUUAUAAAUUGCAAUCAUGUUGUUACUCUCCUUCGAACAACGAAAAAUGUGAAAUUAUAUCAUGAUUAUUCAUCGCAAAACAUAGUUUACUCUAACAAUAUAAAUUCUGAAAUACCCAAUAAAAACCAAGACUCAGAACUUUUAAAUGAAAUCAAAGAUUCCAGUAACAAGUUUGAAAUGCAAAAAAAUGGUUUCAUUCCCCACGAUAGGCAUUUAUUAGUCAACAAUAUUCACGAUAACCAUCUAAACAAAUAUCUUACAAAUUACUCAACUUCAGAAAUAGUUGCUGAUAUAGAUUAUGUUAAAUUAAAUGGGUAUAAUUCUGAUGAAAAAAAUAAUACGGUUUCAGACAAAGAUAAAUCAAACUCCCAAAGUUCAAAUGAUACUUUAUUUAAUCCAGUAAUUAUCUCUUACAAAAACCUGUAUUUGUCACUUCCUCACGAAAACAAAUAUGAGAAACAAAUUCAAAAUUCUAGCAACCUAUUUAAAUAUUUGUCAAAUUUAUGUUUGAAAAAAACUAAGAAACAAAACAAUUUUUGCUCGAAUUACGAUGAUAACGAUCUGGAUUUGAUUAAUAAUGAAUUAAUGGAAAGUAAAUUUUAUCUAAACGACAUUAAUUUAUCCAUAAAAAUUAAGGAAAUCAUUAUUAUAUUUGGAUCUAGUAAUAAAGAUAAAGAAUUAUUGACAAAGUAUAUUUCUGGAUUUCCUGGUAUAAAUAGUAAUGAACAAUUUGAAUACUAUUCAACAGAUCUUUUCAAAUUUGAUGUUCAUUUAAUUAAUAAAAAUAUGCUUGAGUUCGUUUCGAAUUUUUAUGAAUUCCAAAAAUCAGAAUUUACAAUAGAUCCAUUUGAUUUUAUAUUAUCUGGAAACUCAUUUAAUAAAAAAAUUUUUGAAUUGGUAUAUAAUUCAUUAUUAUCUGAAUAUUUCGACAAGAGUGAAUUUAUGUAUGAAAAUAAUGAAACAAAUAGAGACUAUAUUUAUCCAAAAGUUGAGGGUAUCCAACAAUUUGUCGAAGCAAAAAUAUUUUUGCAACUCUCUCAAUUUUUUUAUAAUAUUUUAAUUUCACUUGAUGAUUAUUCAUCAGCAAUAGUUAUUAUAGAUGGUAUUUUUGAAUUAUUACUUCCAAGAACUUACAUUAAAUUCAUGGAAAAAAUAUCGCCCAAUAAUUCUGUGUUCUCAGAGUUCAAUAUUUCCUUCAUUAUUACUACAAACAAUGAUUCAUUCUCAUAUUUAUCUUAUUUAUAUAACGAUAACUCAUUCGUUAAGUUGGCUAUAGUCAAUGGAAAAGGAUUAAAUUUUAUUAACAAUGAUAAAUUGAAUAGUUUGGAACUUAAAGAAAGAUCUUUCGGAAACUUACCGUCUAUAGAUAAUACAAUAAAUGAAGUUUUUAAUACUAACUUUAACAAUAAUAGUCUUUAUUCUUGUUCCAAAAACAUAUAUUCUAUCAGUGGAUUAUAUUUCAAACAAUUUGAAUCUGACAACUUUUAUUCGAACAAACUAUUACUCUUUGUCUUCUUUAUUGGAUUAAUUUCAUUCAUGAUAAAAAUUAUAAUGUUUUCGAAUCAGUACUUAAUAAAGAGUCAAGGCAUUUUUAACCAUAUUUAUGAUUUUUUUGUGUUUGAGAUUUUAUCUUUUUGCCCUCUAUCUUCAUCAGUUGGUACUUCAACUUAUUCAAAUAGUUUAUCAAGCAUAUUUAUAGGAUACGUCACAAUUUCAUCAUUUUUUCUUAACAUUCAUAAUACUACUCUGUUUUCAGAAAUAAAUUCUCUAAAAAAUGACCAAGGAACUUCCGCUUAUGGGAAAGUUUUUAGUUCUGAAGAGCUUCUCAAAUUUUCAAGAGUUAAACCAGAAAAAAAUUACAAAUCUUUAUAUUUUGUUAAAUUUAAAGGAAAGCAAAUGCUUAAGACAACUUCAUCAUUCUACAGGGAUCAUUUUUUUGGCUCAGAAAUAAUAAAUAUACCUGGUAUCAGUUCUACUGGAUUUAAAAAUGCUUUGAUUUCGACAAAAUUAAUUCAAAAUAUAUUGGCUCAGAAAUUAAAAAAGGAAUCUAAUAGUAAAUUUUUACCAAAAUAUAAACAAUUUUUUAUGGGACAAAAAAAUAAAUUAAAAUUUAACAAAAAUAUAAUAUUAAUAAUAAUAGUGUUCUCUAUAAUAAACAUUAUUUCAAAGAUUUUUAUUUAUAUAUCAAUUUUUGGUUUCUCAUUUAUUAAUACUAAUUCAAUGUACAAUUAUAAUUGUUUUAAUGAAUUUUUGAGAAUUAUUUCAUAUUCAAAUGAUCCUAUUUCAGUUAUUAAUGAUAUUGAGUUGAGGAAAAAUAGAUAUUUUUUGUACUUAUUUAAAGAAAUAUAUAUUAAAAGAAGUAAAAUUACAAUGUAUUAUUUUACUUUAAUCCAUUUUCUUAAUUUAUUAUUUUUUUUUGGAAUUUCAAAUGAUAUUUAUUCUACAAAUGGCAUUGAAAUUUUAAUGAACAAAAAUUUACUUUUUAUUACCAUAUUCUUUCCUAUACUAUAUUAUAUUAUUAAAUGCUUAAGCUUUAAUAGAAAAAAAAUUAAACUUCCGAUUAUUAAAUGCAAUUCAUUCGACUAUUUUUAUUAUUUAAAUAAAAGCAAUUCUUUUUCAUGGUUCAAACAUCAAACAUCUAAAUUAUUAAGGAUCAAGGCAGAGAGUUCAAAGGAAUUUUUGGGUUUUAAAUUGAAUUUUCUACUGAUUUCGUUAAUAUUAUCAACUGCAACUUCAUACUUGUAUUUUUUGUUCAAUUAUAAAAAAAAAGAAAAUAAUCAACAACUGAUAAUGGAUUCGAUACUUUUUUUACCAAUAAUAUUUUUUUUAAUUCAGUCUGUGCAUUUUCAUGUCAUUAAAACAUCAAAAACCAAUGUUUCUCAUAGUUUGAAUUUUUAUGGUUAUCUAAGGCAUUUAAAAACAUCUAUAUACAAAGCUUAUUACUUCCCGACCUAUAUGAAGAUAUCAGGUAAUUCAACAUCUCCAAAAACUAAUAAAAGUUUUUCGCCGGAUAAUAAAGAGAGGAUUCAAAAUGAAGAUGGGUAUGAGCUUUCAACCCCAAUAUCAAGAGCUUCUCGGAAAACUGACCCAAUACUUUCUGUUAAUUCUCUGCCUGUUAAGUUGAACUCUAAUAUAAUGUUCAGCCUAAUUAAUCCUCUUUUAUUUCUGGAUAAUUCUUUAACAUUUGAAUUAGGAAAUUCUCUUCUUUUGCCAAUUAAGGAACUGAAAACAGUUAACAUUAAUAAUUUGGAUAGAAUUGCAAUAGUUUCCAACCAUAAUCUUAUUCCAUCAUUUUGGAGAAUUGAUAUGGUUUUAGAUCCAAAAAGUAUAUAUAUUAACGAUAAUAAACAACUUAUAUAUACUUUGGAAUUGUUAAAUAUAUUUCCUAAAAAUUAUAAAAAUAUUCGUCCAGAAGUAAUUUUAAGUCUGUCGAUACAGGAAUAUUUGGAAUUAAUUAAUUUUCAAGUUGACGACAAUAUUUUCACAAAUGAGAUAAAGACUACUAAUAUUGAGUAUGGUAUUGGAAUGUCAAAAUCGAGUAAAUUAAAAGAACAAAAAAAUUUAAAAAAAAAUUCACUACUUAAUGUAAUUUACAUUAAAAAAUUACUACUUUUUGGCCACUUUACACUUUAUUCUAUGUACUAUAAAGAGCUAAUUUUACAUUUAGAUUAUGAGAUGGAUCUAAAUUUUUGGAUUUCUUUGGUUAAGCAAUUUUUUGACAACAAAACGUCUUCGAUCAAGAAUAUUGUUAUUAUUUCAUCAGAUACAAGUUUAUUUAAAGUUGAUAAUGCUUAG
Molecule: messenger RNA, 4680 nt
Organism: Cryptosporidium ubiquitum
Lineage: Eukaryota; Apicomplexa; Conoidasida; Eucoccidiorida; Cryptosporidiidae
Exons: 1
Coding region: 1-4680 (1559 amino acids)
Source: RefSeq, a predicted model, not a curated record